UUGGUGCCUUCUGCUGCGGGAUGGAGGGGGUCGAGCCGGGACUGCGAGGAGCUGGCGGCCGCGGGGCAGCAGCUUCGUGCGGAGGGUUCCGCCGGGAGGCGGCGGAGGGAGGUCAGCCGCGGCUGCUGGCCCUGCCUGCGGGGAUGUGGUUCUGCCAGGGGGCAUCGAAUGCAGCUAUGGGGCAGCGGCAGCAGAGCCUGGUGACCUCCCGGGGGCAGGGGGUGUGUGUAGAGCCCUCGGCAACGGAUCCACUGUGGGGCAGUGCCAGUGCCUGAGGCCCUGGCGAUGGGGACAGCUCCUGACCUGCUCCUCCAUGCGUCCCGCAGGCGAGAUGUGGGUCACGGAGGGGCCAGCCUCGGCCCGCUGGAGCCUGCAGGACGGGGCCCACGCCGGACACUUCCUGGCCGCAGCCGAGCAGCUCCGCGCCGCAGGACUCCUGGUGGACGUGGCCGUGGGCCCGGAGGGGGACGCGGCCCACGCUGUGGUCCUGGCCUCCAUCAGCUCCUUCUUCCUCCGCUUGCUGGAGGACAGGAGCGGUGAGCUGCGCCAGGGCCCCCCGCCCCGCGUCGCCCUGCCCCCCGGGGUCUCGCUGUGGGGCUGGAGAGCGCUGCUGGCCUUCGCCUAUGGGGGGGCUGUGCCCCGCGGGCGGCAGCAGGAGGUGGCGGAGGCUGCCCAGGCGCUGGGCGCUCCCCGGCUGGCGGCAGCCUGUGCCCUGCGGCUGGAGAACGACAGCCGGGAGGGGGGUCCCGAGCCCCUGGAGGAGCAGUGGGAAACGCUAAGAGCCAUGAAGCAGCUCCAUGGCAGUGGCCUGGGCUGCGACCUCCAGCUCCAGGCAGGGGACGAGGUCAUCCCAGUUCAGCGCCUGGCCUUGAGCUGCUCCUGUGACUUCUUCCGGGCCCUCUUCACUUGCCCCAUGCGGGAGGCCACCCACGACCCCGCGGCCCCGCUGGCCACGGGGCUGUCCCCGGCAGAGCUGCGCCUCCUGCUCUCCUUCGCCUACACGGGGGCCGUGGCAGGGCCAUGGCCCACGGUCCUGGAGGCAGCUGAGACCUCCCUGCGCUACCAGGCCUGGGGGCUCCUCACGCUCUGCCUGGAUGUCUUCACCCACGGCCUGACCCCAGAGACUGCCCCGGACGUGCUGUCCUUUGCCGUCACUUACGAGCUGGCCCAGGUGGGCCACGUAGCGGAGGACUACAUCUUGGCCACCUUCCCCAGCGUGGUGGCCACGCCAGCCUUCCUGGACCUCCCCCCACCCCUCCUCAUCCGCCUGCUCCGCUCCGACCGCCUCAACGUCCUGCACGAGCUGGAGGCGCUGGAGGCAGCCUCGCGAUGGCUGCUGGCCAACGGCGGCGGCCAAGAGGCCCUGGCCAAGGAGGUGCUCUCGUCCGUGCGCUUCGCCCUCAUGUCCACCUGCGAGCUGAAGAAGGUGAAGGCAGUGACCGCAGGGGUGGCCGCCCCCAGCCUUGUCCAGGAGCUGCUGGUGGCAGGGUUCGCCCCCGCGGCCCAGCUGCCCUGCCGGGUGCGCGCCCUGCAGGAGGUGCUGGUGGUGUGCGGCGGAGAAAAAGUCACCUCCAACCUGGCUGCCAGGAAGCCCAGCAGGCACCUCUGGUUUGCCCACUGCUACCUGAGCGCUGUGGGGCUGGUGAAGAAGGUGGAGUGGAGGGCACUGGGACGCUUCCCUGAUGGGCCACGCUUCCGGCACGCCGUGGCCGUGGUGGGCAACACCCUCUACGUCCUGGGUGGGAAGCACUACUAUGGGGUCCAUGAUACCCUGGCCAGCGUCUACAGGUACGAGCCCAUGGAGGACGCCUGGGAGCGCCUGGCCAGCAUGAGCUGUGGGCGCAGCUACUUCGCCGCGGCGGCGCUGGGGGAGUUCAUCUACGCCCUGGGGGGCAGCUCUGGGGAGCUCUACUGCACAGACACUGUGGAGUGCUAUGACCUGGCCAAUGACACCUGGAGGAGGUGCCAGCCCCUGCCGAUGGCUCUGUGUGCGCACGCGGCCUGUGCCCUGGACGGUGCCCUCUACGUGUCGGGGGGCUUUGAUGAGGCAUGCCAGUGCCAGGCCUCCUUGGUGCGCUACGUCCCAGGGGCUCCUGCCACGCUGCUGGCCCCCAUGAAUGGCCACCGAGCUGGGCACGUGAUGGAGGAGGCAGGUGGGCAGCUCUAUGUGGCUGGGGGGCUCUGCCACCGGGCCGGGCACACAGGCUACAGGGACCAGCUGGCUUUUGAGGUCUACAGCCCCAAGCUGAACAGCUGGGCCCUGCUCAGCCCCCUGCCCCGUGCCCAUGUGGUGGGGAGUGCAGCUGUGCUGGGGGGAGAGCUGGUUGUGCUGGGGGGGUACAGCCAUGAGACCUACCAGAACACCCACCUGAUCCAUGCCUACCAGCCGGGCAGCCGGCGCUGGAUCAGCAGGGGCACCUUGCCCCAUGCCUAUGCUGACCUCCAAGCCUGUGUCCUCACUGUGCCCUCUGCCUUGCGUGGCCCCAGCUGCCCUGAGGACCCCUCAAGGUCCCCUGGCAUUCCCAAUAAUGUUUAGGGGGGGCUGCACCCCGGCACCACCCACUGGCACCUCCACGGAAGAAAAUCGCCCCCAGGGCCCUGCCCUGGAGCAGGCUCCUCCAGUGCCCUCCAGCAGGAUGCUUGCCCUGGACUGUGGGGAGCCUGUGGGGCACAAAGAGUCUCCACACUGCGACCCUCUGCCUCCAGGGGUUCUCAUCCUCCUGCCCUGGGCCCUUCAGAGGGAGCUGAGGGUCCCCCAACUUCCCCACACACUUGGGCUGAAUAAAAGUGGCUCCUGAAGUGCC
Pogoniulus pusillus (Red-fronted tinkerbird) is the source of this 2804-nucleotide messenger RNA. It is a transcript of the gene KLHL33, whose product is annotated as kelch like family member 33. Bases 314 to 2536 code for a protein of 740 amino acids. NCBI's taxonomy places the organism in Eukaryota, Metazoa, Chordata, Aves, Piciformes, Lybiidae. The transcript has 4 exons. Gene Ontology annotation, molecular function: protein binding. The record is from RefSeq and is a predicted model, not a curated record.